Neospora caninum is the source of this 846-nucleotide messenger RNA. RefSeq lists its product as hypothetical. The record is from RefSeq and is a predicted model, not a curated record. The transcript has 4 exons. NCBI's taxonomy places the organism in Eukaryota, Apicomplexa, Conoidasida, Eucoccidiorida, Sarcocystidae. Bases 1 to 846 code for a protein of 281 amino acids.
AUGGGGGUCUGUUGCUCCCCAACUCGCACGCCUUCGUGUCUCCUUCGAUCUUCGUUGAGUGAACUUUCUGCAGGAAACCGAGUCUGCAGGCCUGCACGCAGCAGUCCUUCCCUUUUCUCUCGUGCUAGACGUUUCUCCGCGUCCUUUUAUUUUUUGCCACAUGCGUCCGGCGUCCUGUUGUUUGUUUUGUCUCUGAAUUCUCUCCUCCUUCCUACGACGGGUGUCUCUGUCCGGGGCCUGCGCACGAGUCCAGAUGUCUCGUACGCGAGUCCGUUCCGGUUGAAGGGGGUACCCAUUUCUUCCCUUUCCCCGCUGGCGUCGCUCUCAUUUGCAUUCCCCUCUCCGGGGUAUUCUGUCUCUCCAGCUCCGCCCUUCUCGCCUGCUCUCGGGUCGAGGAACCGCUCGGCAACGGAGUCAGGGGCUUUUGUCAGCGGACACCCCCCACCACUAGCGAGUGGAACUCCGUCGCUUUUCCCCACCUUCUCUGGAAAUAACCCGCAGCCCUCAGAAAUGUUUCUUCGUUCUCUCUCUCGUCUCGCCUCGCUCUCUUCUUCUCCGGGCCAAGCCGUCUCCAAGGGCCCUGUCGCGCUGGCGAUUGAGAAGAAGCUCACUGAGGGUCUCCAGCCUACACAGUUGCAGGUGGUUGAUGAGACUCCCCUCCACGCUGGACACGAAGGAACACAAGGACUCAGAUCUGCAGAGACACACUUCAGAAUCUUCGUGAAGAGCGCCGAAUUCAAAGGUCUCCCUCUGGUGCAGAGACACCGGAAAGUGUAUGCGCUCUUGCAGAAAGAGCUGGACGAAGGAAUCCACGCCAUGGCCAUCCACGCGGAGGCCGCAGAGUAG